Molecule: messenger RNA, 2169 nt
Organism: Chironomus riparius
Lineage: Eukaryota; Metazoa; Arthropoda; Insecta; Diptera; Chironomidae
Source: the annotation of a GenBank genome assembly
AAUCAAAAAUCAUUCAGAUUUUAUCCAAAAAGAGUGAGCGAGUGAUAUUUUUUCAUAAAUUCAUCAUUUCGGCAUUUAGUGAGAUUCAUGUUAAGAGUUGUAUAUACAUAACUACGUGUGUACGCAUCAGAAGGUGAAUAACGAUGAGAAAAUAUUUUUAGCAAAUAAAGAAAAAAAGAGAAAAAUAACAAUCGAGCGCAUUUUUAAGUGGGCGAGAAAUUUGAUGCCAUCAAUAUCAUUUAUUCAGAUGUGAAAAGAUCGUUUAGAGAAGUGAAAAAAAUAAAUUUGCAUUAAAAACUUUUUCAUGUGACAAAAAAAAAUAAUAAAAAAAAAUUAGAGGAAAUUUAAUGCAAUUAUUAUAAAAAUGAAGGAUACACUUUGGAUUACAUUCAUUGGAAUUUUUAUAUUUGGUAGUUGCUCGAAUGGACAAUCUGAAGUAGAAGUAAAUUUAAUAGUUAAAAAAUAUGUUGAACGUGGCGGAAGCCUGAUACUGACAUGCAAGCACAACGUUGAGCAGGAUAAAUUGUAUAAAGUUACAUGGCUAAAGAGUAGCAGUAAAAUAUUUGAAUACAUUAAGAGUCGAGAGCCGCCAUAUCGAAAUUUCACCGUUCCAGGAGCGGAUAUUGAUUUUCAGAAAUCAAAUCAAAAUGAAGUGACACUCAAAAUAAAUGACUUCGAUGCAUCCGGAAUGUACUGCUGUGAGGUGUCUUUAGAGUCACCGAUAUUUACAAAGGCAUCUAAUGAGGAGCAAGUGCAUGUCUUUCUUCCACAAAAUCUACCGCCAACAAUUUCAUUUAGUAAACGACAAUUUUAUAUUGGAGAAAAGCUUGUGGCAAAUUGUACGACAGCGAGAGCUAAGCCAGUACCACAUAUAACAUGGUUAAUUAAUGGAAAAAAGGUUGAUGAAAUUCACACGAGAACUCUUCAUCCAUUCGGUCCUAGUUCGAAGCAUAAAUCUAAAUCCCAUCACGAGAGAAAUGACUUUAAUGAGCAUCACGUGGAUGUUAGUGGAAAAUCAUCAUUAUCAUCGUCGUUGUCGAGAGACGAAGAGAUCGACGAUGUGGAAGGAAAUCACAACAGUCACAAUUCCCAAAGCACAAGUCACAGAAGUGGCUACAGCUUAGAAAAUCAUGAAAGCACUGAUUCGUAUUAUAAAAAUAAUAACAAUAAUUUUAAUAAUAAUAACAAUAAAAAUAGGGAAUCAAAUUACUAUGACAAUAAAAUUUACGAUAUGCAUAAGAAGCACAGAAAUGGCUACAAUAACAGAAAAAUCCGUCGUCAUGUGAAUGAAGGAUCGUCAUCGUCACAUCAAAAAACAUCGCUGCAAAGACGACAGCAUCCAUUAACGUAUUCAAGCAGCCAACUGAGUAUUGAAGUGUCGAAACUUCAUGCUGGUGCCAAUGGACGCUUAGAAAUAACAUGCUUAGCAACAAUUCCAGCACAAAUUGGUAUCGAUGAAGAAUAUGCUGAUUAUAAAACUCACAGUGUUAAAGUCGAUAUUGACAACACUGAGCUUACAACACAACCGCCAGCUGCUGGAAUGGCCGCACUAGGAAAUCGAUCAUCAAGUAAAAUAAUUUCAAUGAAAUUUUCAUUACAAUUUCUUACACAUUGUCUACCAAUAUUUGUAAUAAUCAUGAUGAUAUGGCAGUAAGUUGUGCAUGUACGUUUUGAGUGAAUGGAAAUAAACACGAAGGGGAAGAAGACUAUAGUCAUGUAAAUUAUGUGAAGGAACAGCAUUUUUGGUUAUUUUGGGGAUGGAUUCCUUGAGAUGAUUUUUGGUGGAAGUCAAUUUUGGUGAGAAUGUGAAAAAAUUGCGAACAAAAAUUAUCUCAAGGAGAAUUGCAUGACUUAGCAUCUUUAGCUUAUACGCAUUAGUAUGAGCGUCAAAACAAUACAUCCCCAGCUAUUUUUUGAACGUAUCAAGACCAUAAUUUGUAGAUACAGUUGCAGGAGCACGAACAAUUUUCUUCAAAUUUGUAGAAUGACUUGUGAAUUGUGUGGGCAAACAUUGAAUGAACGUACCGAAAGAUUUUCUCGAUUUAGUUUUGCUGUAAUUUAAUUUUCUAUUAAUGAUCCAAUUUAUUUUGUUUCUCAUUCAUUAUUCAGUGACUAAAGGCUCCCCAAUGCAUUGUAAAUAGUAAACUUUUUGUGCACAAUUAACAGCCG